AAAUAAAUGUUCCAACCCCUUGAUGCUUGUCAUAUUUUCCCUAAAUGCAAAUUAAAAAAAUAAAUACGCAAAUGAGAAUGAAAAAUUCAAAUGUGGGAAAUGCAUGAUGUUUAGUGCAGUUUUAUUCCAUCAAUGUUUCAGUUUAAGAUUUCGCGCCCUGCUGCAAUAACACUACGUCAGAAUAGGAUUAAGUGCUGUGGGUUGGCCCUGUAAUAUCCACGGAUUUCCUCCAGCUCUCAUUCAGUACGAUCAGCUGCAGUUGUUGCUCUGUCGGCGAGGAGGACGGACCCAUCAGGCAGGUGUCAUCCCCCCGCUGGAGUCACAAACACCGGCUCAGGAGGAAACAUUUCCCGCUGAUGAAUGUGAGCGCAGAUGGAGAAAACAACCUUCCGCGGAAAGGAUUUUGCCGGAAUGCACGUUUCGUUUUCUGCAGACUGAGGCAUAAAAAUCGGAGAGAGGACUCCAUGGAUGCGAGGAUGCAGUGAUGCUGUGGCUGCAGCUGUAAACGAGGCGACUAGAAGCAAGAAGUUCUGCUGAAUACCGAGCCCAGAUGAGGCAGAUGUUCGUCUGCUGAGCACAGAUCCAGAGGACAGAGCAGAACAGUCCAGAGGACAUGGUCCCCGGGGCCCCCAGCACCACGACCACCACCACCACCACCAUGCUCCCCGCCUCGGAGGCUGCGAAGAUCUACCAGACCAACUACGUGCGCAACUCCCGCGCCAUCGGCGUCUUGUGGGCCAUCUUCACCAUCCUCUUCGCCAUAGUCAACGUGGUGUGCUUCAUCCAGCCCUACUGGAUCGGAGACGGCGCGGACACCCCGCAGGUGGGCUACUUCGGUCUGUACCACUACUGCAUCGGGAACGGGAUUUCCCGGGACCUGGUCUGUCAGGGCAGCUUCACGGAGUUCAACAGCAUCCCCUCCGGCGCCUUCAAGGCUGCCUCCGUCUUCAUCGGCAUGUCCAUGGUUCUGGUGCUCACCUGCAUCGGCUGCUUCGCGCUCUUCUUUUUCUGCAGCACCGGAACCGUGUACAAGAUCUGCGGCUGGAUGCAGCUGGCUGCAGGUACAAGCCUGAUUCUGGGCUGCAUGAUCUACCCAGACGGCUGGGACAGCGACGAGGUGAAGCGGAUGUGCGGCGAACAGACCGACAAGUACACGCUGGGUGCCUGCUCAGUGCGCUGGGCCUACAUCCUGGCUAUCAUGGGCAUCAUGGAUGCUCUGAUCCUCUCCUUCCUGGCUUUCGUCCUGGGCAACCGGCAGGAUAAUCUGAUGUCUGAGGAGCUGCUGGGAGAAAAGAGUGGAAAUAAUGCCAUAUAACCUCUGGAAAUGGUGAAGGAUUUACGCACAUGGGUCCUACAGUCGGGAUGUGGCAUUACUGCAGGGUCCAGCUUCAACCUCCUGGUCCUACCAGUGGCUGGGAAACAGAGCUGAAGAGUUGGGAACCAUCAGGCUAAAAAAGCAGCAGCAUAAGAGGAAGACCAGAUGUCCUGAAAGCAGCCAUAAAACCAAGAACAAUGAUGCCCCUUGUGAACCUUGAGAGAUCCCUCUGUAAAAUAUUUUUUAUAUUUGUCUGAAACUGACCAUUUUUACAGGAAGAGAGUUUGCCAUGUUUUCAUCUUACCUGAGCUGUUUUGUUCAGAAAUGUGAAAAAGGCUGCUUUCAUUUGGGAUUAUCUUAAAAAAAAAAAAAAAACACAGAGGGCCAGACACUGAAACCAUCUAAAAUUACAUCAAACAGAAUAGACUGUGAUGGACACAAUAAAAACUGAACAGCCUUGAGGUUUAAGAGGUUAAAUCUCAGUGCUUUUUAAUCAAACUCCACCCUGUUUAAGAGGACUGCUGUCUCCAAAGACCUGGGAACUGAACAAAUCAAUCAAAGAACCGUGUGGUCCUAUUUAUGAUGAAAUAUUUGGUGUAAUAAAACACAAAUUGUAGUUAUCAUAGCUGUCUUUGCCAGUAAAGUGUGUGAACAAAAAACAAAAGUGCGUCGAUUAAGAGAACAUAAAUUCUAAGUAUUUUAUGUGUAAACUACAUGUUGGUUACGUCCCUGUCCUUAUGUCAUGCCAUUGGUUGAUUAUUAGUACGUGCCAUUAUUAAGUAUCUUGUCUGACAAUAAUGUAAAACUUGAGAAGAAGAACAAAGAAAACUGAAUAACUUUGA
Molecule: messenger RNA, 2157 nt
Organism: Girardinichthys multiradiatus
Lineage: Eukaryota; Metazoa; Chordata; Actinopteri; Cyprinodontiformes; Goodeidae
Gene: lhfpl3
Product: LHFPL tetraspan subfamily member 3
Exons: 4
Coding region: 614-1315 (233 amino acids)
Biological process (GO): sensory perception of sound
Cellular component (GO): plasma membrane
Source: RefSeq, a predicted model, not a curated record